Molecule: messenger RNA, 1845 nt
Organism: Ogataea parapolymorpha DL-1
Lineage: Eukaryota; Fungi; Ascomycota; Pichiomycetes; Pichiales; Pichiaceae
Exons: 1
Coding region: 1-1845 (614 amino acids)
Biological process (GO): regulation of DNA-templated transcription
Molecular function (GO): zinc ion binding; DNA-binding transcription factor activity, RNA polymerase II-specific
Source: RefSeq, a predicted model, not a curated record
AUGUCCGCUUCCGUCCCUGGAAGGCCGCCAAAAUUGCUUUCCAACGCCUGCUUGUUUUGCAAAAGACGAAAGAGAAAGUGCGACGGAGCACGACCAUGUGCAACAUGUAUCAAGUAUAACAACGCUGAUGGCUGCGAAUACAGCUCCGAGAACGAUCGGCGCAAAAAAAAAUACGACUCGACUCACAUUGACUAUCUGGAGGUCAAGGCCGACCUUUUGGAGCUGCAUGCUGCUAAUCUCAUCAAGCGAACCGAAUCGCUGAAAGAUUUUGAUCUCAGUUCAAUCCUCCCGCAGCCACCGCAGUUGACUCAGAAUAACGACUUUGCUCAGCUAGGACACAUGGGAGAACAAUACACCAACAUCAACGCCCUGGAAGAAAUAGUGUCCACCGCAUGGAAGGUGAGGAAGCACGGAGACAAAACGGAGUUUUAUGGGCCGCUUUCCGGACGACAGGGUGUGGAGGAGGACGGAGACGAGAAGUUUUUGAAUCCGGAAACUGAGCUGCUGGAUAUCGAUUUUUGCUCACCACAGUUCAGAGAGCACCUCUUCAACGUGUUUGAGGAAAACUUUGGCAAAUUUUUCUACGUUUCUCAGCUCACACUGGACAUGGUGCGAUCCUGGCCGUAUCCAUGUGUUGAGCCGGACCACCGUUUAUUGAUGUGCUCGAUUUUUGCUUACGCCUCAGCUUAUGUCAGACCAUCUAUCACACAUGCGUUUCUUGAAAGUGCCGAAAACGCUGCAAUCACUGCGUGUAAAGAAGCUUUGAACGAAAACACCUUACAGGGACUGCUUAUAUUGUCAUGUUUUGAGCUUGGGAUGGCCCAAGACUCAAGUUCUUGGCUGUUUGACGCCAUGUGUGCUUCUCAGGCCCAAUACAUUGGUCUUCAUACUAUUGAGAAGCCUACCAAAUCUAGUAUCCCAACAAGUGUUGUGCCCAUAUCGCCACUAAAGAGUGCGCUUUUUUGGUCCAUCAUUCUGCAGGACAGGUUCAUUACCACUGUGUUAGGUCGCGGCUGUAGAAUUCAGUAUUUCAGAAUCAUGACCCCAUUUUAUAGCCCGAAAAACUCCCCGGAGAACGUUGAUAGAUAUAUCAGCGAGCUGACGUUCUCUUUCCACUCAAGACUGUGGUAUCUCCAUGACCGGUCCACUCAACAAAUAUACUCUUUCCGAGCUGACUAUUUGCACAAUUCCCAUCGACAAAUGCUGCUUGAGCAGGGUUUUUCCAAUCUCCGUGCGCUUUAUGAAUCAUUCCCCGAUGCAAUAAUGUUAAAGCCCGUCACGAAAGAUAAGCGGAUUCUCCUUUUACACCUAUCGUACUACGUUGUGCUCCUGUUGCUGCACAGGUCCUACCUUAUUCAAAACCCCAAAACUAUCAUUGAGCUGAUGGUCAAGCUAUGUACCUCAGCAUCCAAGGUUACGGAAAGAUAUUCCGAACUUCAUGGAUUCAACAACGCCCCGUACUUUGUCGGUUAUCUCCUGUUCCAAUGUGCCAUGUUUGACUUGUUCAUUCUAGCCAACAAAGAUGAGUCGUUCCAGGCAGCAGCAAAUUCUCAAUUUGUGAAAUUCGUGGCUGCUUUGAGCGAAUACGCAGAUGUUUGGACCCGAGGAAUAAAGGAUAUCAAGGUUUUGGACAAUCUUGCUAAACAGUGGAAUGUGAGUGUUCCCAUUCUUGAUCAGUUAAGACAGGGAAGUCAGCCACCACCUGAGACUGUGAUUGCUCAGAACGAUGUUUACCAAAACUAUUUGAGAGCCGAAAUGGAUCGAGACUUUGCAACGGACGCCCCUGUUCUUGAUAUCUACAACAUACCCACGUUUCUUGAUAGUUUUGAUUUCGAUUUCGCUUAG